This is a messenger RNA of Boeremia exigua, 1159 nucleotides long. Its product is annotated as Rta1 protein. Gene Ontology annotation, cellular component: membrane. Lineage: Eukaryota; Fungi; Ascomycota; Dothideomycetes; Pleosporales; Didymellaceae. The record is from RefSeq and is a predicted model, not a curated record. The transcript has a single exon. Bases 492 to 1085 code for a protein of 197 amino acids.
CUUGGUAUGCUUUACUGUAACAUCGCUGAUAUACGGACGUCCCUAUUGGGGCUGUGCUGGGUGUCAAAGUCGUCUCCCAACACUUCGAAUUUCAUCUGUGUAUAUAUGUACUUGUGUACAGUAGAAGCGGCAACUGCCACACACUUUAAUCAUCUUGAAGAUCAGAGACUCAAGGAUUUCUUGUAUCUCGUCAUUUGAAGAAAUACCAUUUACAAGAUGGCUGUCCUCGAACCAACGAAAGGAGGCUACUAUCUUUGGAAUUACGUUCCCUCAAUCGCGGCGGCAGUCGUCUUCAUCCUGCUCUUCCUCACCAUGACCGUACUGGUUUCGUGGCGCAUGUACAAAACUAAGACGUGGUUUUGCGUCUCAUUUGCAAUCGGUGGUUUCUGUAAGCCUUGAGAUAUCUACUCGACCGUGCCUUGCUGACAGCCCCAGUCCAGUUCGUCGGCUACUGCACCCGCGCAUCAGCCCACAGUAGAACCGGAAGGAUCAUGCCAUAUGCCGUACAGAACGUCUUUAUCCUUCUCGGCCCCGCCCUUUUCGCAGCCUCGAUUUACAUGUGCCUUAGUCGCAUCAUCCGCGGAGUCCACGGCGAUCGCUACUCUCUGGUCAAGCCAAGUCGUCUCACCAAAACCUUUGUUGCUGGAGAUGUUCUUUCCUUUAUAGUGCAGGGCGGCUCAGCUGGCCUGAUGGUGACCGGCAACAACCAGAAAACCGGCGAGGGCAUGGUCAUUGGUGGGCUCAUGAUCCAGAUCAUCAUGUUUGGAAUCUUUGCAGCUACUGCGGUUGUAUUCCAGAAGAGGAUUCAACGCAACCCUACACCGGAAUCUCGCUCUUCAGCUCUGCCGUGGCAGAAGAGCAUGCGUAUGCUCUACAUCGUUAGUGCGUUGAUCAUGGUGCGAUCGAUCUUCCGUGUCGCAGAGUAUGCGAUGGGCAAUGACGGGUACCUCCUGAAGCACGAGUGGACAUUGUACAUCUUCGACUCGACUCUCAUGUUCGCUGUCAUGGUAGUGUACUUCAUCUGGUAUCCUACCUGGGUUACGCCUGACAAAUUGGAGUCUCAGAGCUACAGCAUGGCGGCUUAAGAGAAUGGGGCCCUUCGCUAUAUACUGGAAACGAUAGGAAAUAUUGUAGACGCUGGCUGUUUGCAGACCUCUCC